Mesocestoides corti is the source of this 978-nucleotide messenger RNA. The record is from the annotation of a GenBank genome assembly. NCBI's taxonomy places the organism in Eukaryota, Metazoa, Platyhelminthes, Cestoda, Cyclophyllidea, Mesocestoididae.
AUGGAUCGAGUUCAUAUCAAGGAAACUAUUCGUGGUUUACAUGCCGCUCACCCACAGGUGUCUCACUUUACUAUUUGUUGCAUUUCUGCGUUUAUUGGUGAAACAGGUAGCGUAAAAUGCACAACUCUUUCCAUUUUUUUCUUUAAUUUUCGUAUUAAAUUUUUAGUGUAUACUGGAGCCCGAAUGCCAAUCUAUGAAGUGAUUAGAAAUAACGUCUUUCAAAUGCCCCCGGCCAGUGACACGGCUCGAAAAACCCGAUUUGUAAUCAAACGGGCCGAUGACACGCCUUCCUCGGAAUCGUUUUCACAGGGUUAUGUUCUGCGUGCAGCCGCUGGUGGUAUAAUUUCUGGCGCGUUAGCCCAGUUCAUUUGUAGCCCCACUGAUCUCUUAAAGGUUCGGUUGCAAACUGAACAAAGAAAGAACAUUGUGUCAACAACGCCAGUAAUUGACGGCAGCGGUAAAUCAAUGCCAAUCGAUCCUGCAACCAAACACCCAAACAGAUCCACAACCAGAGCGUCGUUGACGAUGCGGCAGCUGAUCAAGGAGGGUGGUGUGCUGGGCUUGUGGCGUGGCGGCCUUCCGAACGUUCAACGAGCCGCUCUUGUGAACAUGGGUGAGAUGACAACCUACGACACCGCCAAACGCUGGCUUCAGCGGAGAUUUGGCUUAAGGGAUGGGCCUAUGUUGCAUGGCUGUGCCUCAGUAAUGUCAGGCUUUGUAUCCGCUUGUCUGGGAACUCCGGCCGAUUUUAUCAAGACCCGUAUGAUGAACCAGCGCCUAAUGACAGCAUCUGGCGCCACCCUUCCACCGUUGUACACCGGGAUGAUCGACUGCACUGUCAAGGUGGUAAAGCAGGAGGGCUUCUUCACCCUCUACCGCGGGUUUUUCCUCAUUUGGGGUCGCAUGGCUCCAUGGUCCCUGACGUUCUGGCUCACCUACGAGAAGAUGAGAAUGUUUAUAGGAGCCGGAGGCUUCUAG